Messenger RNA from Patella vulgata (common limpet), 3120 nucleotides. Its product is annotated as RNA-binding E3 ubiquitin-protein ligase MEX3C. The coding region runs from base 157 to 1497 and encodes 446 amino acids. Gene Ontology annotation, molecular function: RNA binding. The transcript is spliced from 2 exons. Lineage: Eukaryota; Metazoa; Mollusca; Gastropoda; Patellidae. The record is from RefSeq and is a predicted model, not a curated record.
UGCUUUUGUGCAUUGUGCUAAGAUUGAGAGACUAGUGCAUUGUGAGCCUCACUCAGAGGCUGGUCGAAGUGAACAAAGAAAAAAAACCGUUGUGUGUGAAGAUAUAACAGAAAACGGACGAGUACUCAUGUAUUUGACUAUCGUGCAACGUUUGUGAUGCCUGCUAGCGUUUAUUCCGAAAUGACUACUACUAGCAGCGCGCUAGAGGAUCAGCGCGCGUUACAGCUAGCUUUUGAACUGUCUAUGCUUGCACUUAAUGGUGAGGAUGAAUCGUCUUCUCCCCCUCUCCCUUCCACAACGUUCGAAGAGGCACACAUGAGAGCCAGGAGUGCUAAUACUACUGAAUGUGUGCCUGUACCUAGCUCGGAACAUGUAGCAGAAAUAGUUGGAAGACAAGGCUGUAAAAUCAAAGCUCUACGAGCCAAAACCAACACUUACAUCAAAACCCCAGUACGAGGAGAGGAACCUGUGUUCGUGGUUACAGGAAGAAAAGAAGAUGUCGGUCUCGCGAAACGGGAAAUAAUAUCAGCAGCAGAACAUUUUAGCCAAAUCCGAGCGUCUCGGAGAAAUAGUAGUGUGUCUAGUGUUUCUAGUAAUGGAUCUAACUUAACCCCUGGUCCUCCAAGUCCCAAUGCUCCGGGUCAAAUCACAAUCCAGGUGCGUGUUCCGUAUCGUGUUGUCGGAUUAGUGGUUGGUCCGAAAGGUGCUACAAUCAAACGCAUUCAGCAACAAACACAUACCUAUAUUGUAACACCCAGUAGGGAUAAGGAACCAGUUUUCGAAGUAACAGGACUACCUGAAAAUGUUGAAAAAGCCCGACAUGAAAUCGAGAGUCACAUAGCAUUGCGAACUGGUGAUUUGGUAAAUGGAGUAAAUGGCUUCAGUACGUAUGACAACGAUGAGGGAAUCAGCUCCCCUUCCUAUGACCCGUUUGUUCCCCCUACCUAUCCAUGGACUGAUUUAGGUGACAAUUUUAACUCGCUAGUCUCUUUAAUGAAUGGUAACUGUUCACCAGCUGAUAGCAGUUCCCGUAAUAAUUGUUGGUUUAUUGGAGGAGUACCCACCACAAGAACAUCUCCAUCUUUACCAGAAAGCGGCACACAAAGUCAGGGCAGCGGCUCACCCAGCAAUAUCUCUCCAGUUCCUGGGGAUCAUCCCACCGUACGAAGAAUCCGCAGUGACCCACUUAGCAAUGGAUUAACAAAUGGUAUCACCAAUGGUACAUGCAUCACAGGUUUGCCUACCAACUUUGGUUCUACCUCCAACCUUGAACGCCCUUCCUCCACCAGCCCCAUACUGGAUGCAAACGGUGUAGUGCGUCCACGCAGACAUUGUCUUAUUUGCUCAGAAAAUGAAGUGGUUGCAGCCCUGGUACCAUGUGGUCACAAUCUGUUCUGUAUGGAGUGUGCCUCAACAAUAGUAGGUAAACCUCUGGCUGAAAGAUCUUGUCCAGUAUGUCAGCAGCCUCCAUCUCAGGCCAUUCGCAUCUUCUCGUGAUCUUUAUAUCAUCUACAUCAUGACAAAAACAUGAGAUUACCUAUCAUUUCUACCUGACACUGCCUUAAUGUGGGGCUACCUACUUUCACUUUGGCUGUUCAGCUUUGUGCCUGUAACCAUCCCCUUCUACUGGAUUCUUACUGGCACAAACUGAAAUGAUUACAACACAGCUUAUAAUGAAGUCAGCAAGACUUCCUAUUUUUAGUGCCAAAAUAAUUCCAAAUCCUUUUUAUGAUCACUACUAGAAUGUAGGAAAGUAGAGGUUGCUAUUUUUGGCAGUGGUAUGGUGAUUUUACAUACCCAUUUAUCGAUGUUGAAACAAAAAAGUAUCAAAGAUAUCUCUAUUAAUAUUGAACGUGCAAAUUGAAUGGAUAUAUAUAGAUAUAUAAAUAUAAAAAUGUAUAUAUCCUAAAGUAUUAUAUUAAUAUUGAGAGUAUUUUAUUCUAUAUGAUUUGUGUAUGUUAUUAUUAAAUGUAAUAUAUAUUAAUAUAUUGUGUGGUGUUAAGAUGUAACACCCUAUGUGUUCGGUGUCCCAUUCUCUAUGUGAGAAACUAUCAAACAAUUAACUAAAUAUUAUAUUAUUACUAGACUCUGGAAUGAUGGCAUUAUACCACUGGAUUCUGAUAUUUUUAGUGCUUUGUUGCAGUUGAUGAAAUGUUUGUUAUUGCAGUUUUCUUAUAUCCAUGUAUACUCUAAUUGAUCAGUAAUUGUUCAACUAUGCAUAUUAAUGACUUAAGGCAGCCCUGAUAUUGUCAAAAGGACCCCACAACCUUCAUGACUUAAUACAUCCACAUAUAGUUAACUAUUUUUACCAUAAAGAAAAAUAAUAGAUCAUUGUUUCAUCAUCUUCAUAAUAUUUACCUCUUAACAAGAUCAGGUCAAAGGUCAUCCCCCAAAUUAUAAUAUAAACCACAUGAACUUAAUAUCAAUGAUUGACUGAUACUUCCAAUACAAAGUGUAUAUAUGGGCAUAGGAAACUAUUUAUUUUAAUUCUCUUGUUAUGUAUUGAGCAUAAUUAGACAAAUGAAAUUAUUAAAAAAAACGAUUUAAACGAAGAAUAAAGUAUAUAAGGACAUCAUUCCAGAUAAUUUAUCAUAUAUAUGGUUCAAUAUAUAUAUGCAUUUGUUAUACAAAAGUCUUAUAUAUGUCAGAAUGACUGUGUUCGGUUGAUUUAUGUUCUGAAGAAUGUUCGCAACGUGAGAUUCUUUUUAAAUUAUAUUUUAUCCUGCAAGACAUAUUUUAUAGAUUAUAAAAUAAGAAAAAAAAAUCUAUAGACUUUAUUUUAUUCUAUAUGGUGUAUUUGUCCAAGCUGGGCAUAUGUGUUAUGUGAUGAGAAAUUUGUUUAAGCUUUUGAACAUUUGUAUAAAUGGAUUCUCAAAGUGAACAAAACCUAAAUAUGUUGCACAUUAAUAGUUUAGAAUUUUCUAUUUUAAUAUUAUUAUUUACUAUUUGAAUGUAUAUUGUAGACGUUUAAGAUUACCAAUAUAACGUGAACAAAUUAAAGAUAUUUUUAUUUUAAAGACCAAAAAUAUUGGUCUGUACUAAUAUUAUAUUUGCUGAAACUCAAUUAUAAAAGAUGUAAGAGUUUUAUUUUUCUGCCAUUAAAGUAAAGUCUAAAAAUAG